AUGGAAGCAGAAUUAGCUCAACUACAAUCGAAAUGCUUGGCUGAUGGCAUUCCGAUCAAGUUCGUGAAUUACAAGGGUCUCUGGGUCCCAGAUACUUACGCAGAAAUUGCCGAUGCCAUAGAAAAUUUUGAAAUACGUGACGAUGACGUGUGGAUUUGCACUUUUCCAAAAUCAGGUACGACUUGGACCCAAGAAAUGGUUUGGAGUAUCUCAAAUGACGUAAACUCAGAAGCUGCUAAAGUCCCUUUACACGCCAGAUCCCCUUACAUCGAAUUCACUGGAACAACAGUAACAGGUUGGAUAUCACUGAGAAAAUCCAAGGAUGGACUACCGGAUCAUAUUACGAAAAGCGUCGAGUUUGCCUCGAAUCAGCCAAGUCCCAGAUUUCUCAAGACUCAUUUGCCGUUUCAUUUGUUGCCUCGACAAUUACGCACUGGAGAAAAGAAAAAUAAAAUUAUCUACGUGUCGAGGAAUCCAAAAGAUGCCUGUAUUUCUUAUUAUCAUUUCCAUAAUUCGCAUAAAAUUAUAAAUGAAGUAAAUUGUAACUCAAUUUUGAAAAAAAUGGAAGCAGAAUUAGCUCAACUACAAUCGAAAUGCUUGGCUGAUGGCAUUCCGAUCAAGUUCGUGAAUUACAAGGGUCUCUGGGUCCCAGAUACUUACGCAGAAAUUGCCGAUGCCAUAGAAAAUUUUGAAAUACGUGACGAUGACGUGUGGAUUUGCACUUUUCCAAAAUCAGGUACGACUUGGACCCAAGAAAUGGUUUGGAGUAUCUCAAAUGACGUAAACUCAGAAGCUGCUAAAGUCCCUUUACACGCCAGAUCCCCUUACAUCGAAUUCACUGGAACAACAGUAACAGGUUGGAUAUCACUGAGAAAAUCCAAGGAUGGACUACCGGAUCAUAUUACGAAAAGCGUCGAGUUUGCCUCGAAUCAGCCAAGUCCCAGAUUUCUCAAGACUCAUUUGCCGUUUCAUUUGUUGCCUCGACAAUUACGCACUGGAGAAAAGAAAAAUAAAAUUAUCUACGUGUCGAGGAAUCCAAAAGAUGCCUGUAUUUCUUAUUAUCAUUUCCAUAAGUAUCUUCUCGGAUACAUCAGUACUUUUGACAAUUUUAUCAAAUUGUUUUUAGGAGAUAAAGUAUUGUAUGCACCUUUUUGGCAGCACAUUAUUGGUUUUUGGGAGAAUAGAAACAAAUUAGAUAUUUUAUUUCUCAAGUAUGAAGAAAUGAAGGCCGAUCUUCCUUCGGUGAUAAGAAAAACGGCGAAUUUCUUGGGUAAAUCUUUGACGGAUCAGAAGGUGCGAGAGUUAGAGGAUCAUUUAAGUUUCGCUAGUAUGAAGAAAAAUCCUGCACUUAAUUUAAAUCACGUGGCCGGAAUUAUAAACAAGAAAAAAAUGUUAGGUACAAAUUUCAAAGCGGAAGGAGACUUUAUAAGAAAGGGAUUGGUUGGACAGUGGAAAACGGAAAUGUCGGAAGAGUUGAUAAAAAAAUUUGAUGAUUGGAUAGCUGAAAACUUGAAAGAUCAUCCAGAUUUGCAAAAAAUAUUUAUAUGA
Copidosoma floridanum is the source of this 1548-nucleotide messenger RNA. Its product is annotated as luciferin sulfotransferase-like. The record is from RefSeq and is a predicted model, not a curated record. Lineage: Eukaryota; Metazoa; Arthropoda; Insecta; Hymenoptera; Encyrtidae. Gene Ontology annotation, molecular function: sulfotransferase activity.